Messenger RNA from Xiphophorus maculatus (southern platyfish), 894 nucleotides. Its product is annotated as E3 ubiquitin/ISG15 ligase TRIM25-like. The record is from RefSeq and is a predicted model, not a curated record. The annotation marks the transcript as partial. NCBI's taxonomy places the organism in Eukaryota, Metazoa, Chordata, Actinopteri, Cyprinodontiformes, Poeciliidae. The transcript has a single exon. Gene Ontology annotation, molecular function: zinc ion binding.
AUGGAGCAGAAUCAUCUGGACAGAGAAACCGUCUCCAGUCCGAUCUGUCUGGAUCUACUGAAGGAUCCGGUGACGAUUCCCUGUGGACACAGCUACUGCAUGAGCUGUAUCAAAACCCACUGGGAUGAAGAGGAUCAGAGGAGAAUCCACAGCUGCCCUCAGUGCAGGGAGAUGUUCAUACCAAGGCCUGUUUUGAAGAAAAACACCUUCUUAGCAGCUUUAGUGCCACAGAUGAAGAAGACUGGACUCCAAGCUGCUCCUGCGGAUCACCGCUAUGCUGGACCUGAAGAUGUGGCCUGUGAUUUCUGCACUGGAAGAAAACUGAAAGCCAUCAAGUCCUGUUUAGUCUGUCUGGCCUCUUACUGUGAGAAACACCUUCAGACUCAUUAUGAUGUGGCUCCUUUAAAGAAACACAAGCUGGUGGAGCCGUCCAAGAACCUCCAGGAGAACAUCUGCUCUAAGCAUGAUGAGGUGAUGAAGAUGUUCUGCCGCACUGAUCAGAAGUGCAUCUGUUACCUCUGCACUAUGGAUGAACAUAAAGGCCAUGAGACAGUCUCAGCUGCAGCAGAAAGGACUGAGAGGCAGAGAAAGCUGGAGGAGAGACGAGGAAACAUCCAGCAGAGAAUCCAGGACAGAGAGAAAGAUGUGAAGCUGCUUCAACAGGAGGUGGAGGCCAUCAAUCACUCUGUUGAUAAAACAGUGGAGGACAGUGAGAAGAUCUUCACCCAGCUGAUCCGUCUCCUCCAGAAAAGAAGCUCUGAUGUGAAGCAGCAGAUCAGAUCCCAGCAGGAAACUGAAGUGAGUCGAGUCAAAGAUGUUCAGGAGAAGCUGGAGCAGGAGAUCACUGAGCUGAAGAGGAAAGACGCUGAGCUGGAGCAGCUCUCACACACAGAG